UAUAUUAGGGCAGUUUAAUAAAAACAAUUAUAACAAAUUGUAUACAUCUAGAUGUGAGCAUUGCUCAACUGACAAGAUCAUUCAAGCGAAUACUUCCUUAGUUAGUCCAAGUAUCUAAGAAAGAAAUAUGUUUAAAGUAUUUAUUCUGGCCGUGAUUUUUAUGAGUAUUGGAAAUGCAUCAGCUCGUCGGAGGAAAAAUGUCGAAACAGGUCCAGGACCAGAGUUCAAAACACGCCCGACUAAACCAACAAAUGGGCGUCAGAAACCACCGGGUAUAGGAGUAGACGAUGAAGCAGUGUCUGAAACAACAACUACAGCAGGAAAACGACUUAGAGAAUCGCCAGAUAAAGAUGAAGCUGGUCCUGAGUCGAUCACGUCUCAUUCUCCAACGGAAUACUACUCGGGUUACGCUUGGAGAGCAUCUUACAAUACUUGCCUACAAGGCAACGGUGAUGUAACGGAAACAUUCACUAUAUCUGCAAGUAAAAAGGCAGAUGCUCCAGAGAAAUGUCUUCAGUUGUGUUGGAAGUCAUCAGAGUCAUGUUGGUCCGUAGACUACCGAGUAAAUACAGUUCCGAAUGACAAUACACAAUUGGUUGUCACGUGUAUUCUCUCGCAAGUGUCACUUGUUCAGGAUCAAUUUUCAGGAAAGGUAGAUGUGACGUGUUGUGAAGGUUGGGUGCAUUUUGAAAGGGUGUCAGGUUGGGUAUGGAAUGAAAAGCAAGAUGUUAAAAUCGACGGUACAAUGCUCAACGUGAAAUCCACGUACGCGGAAACGUUUGAAACGUGUAAGGAAGCGUGCGCUGCUGAGACAGAAUUUAUGUGUAUGUCUGUUGAAUGGAAAAAUGCUCCAAAACCAGCAAAAGAAAAAUCUAAAAAAAAUCGGUCAAAGUCGAAAGCACUCACUCUCCAGAAAAACUGUCACCUUCAAGCAAGGUGGAGGAGUUAUCCAGUACAAGAGUUUUCGAUAGAAGUCGGGAAUUCUUACGCGGAAAAAACAGUAGGUUGGGCUUGGACUUCAGUACAAGAAGCUUGUAUCACCGGACAUGACACAAAAAUGAUUGGCGGAGUUGCAAACAUCGAAGAUUGCAAAGAUCAUUGUCGCAACGAGUUGAAUUUUGUUUGCCGAUCCGUGGAAUACAAAGAUGGGACAUGUCGCUUGUCGCUGGCAGAUUCUUCAGAUGCGUUCAAUUAUAAGCAGCCAUGUGGAACUCCUGGCACGGAGUAUAGUCAGAAGAAUCUUUGAAUGGUCCAGAGAUCAACUCUUAGACUAUGCAGUUUCUUAGCAUUUUGUGACGUAUUCAUUUAAUAAAUUAUUUCCUACUGAACUGAUUAACUAUUCAAU
Messenger RNA from Owenia fusiformis, 1345 nucleotides. The record is from the annotation of a GenBank genome assembly. NCBI's taxonomy places the organism in Eukaryota, Metazoa, Annelida, Polychaeta, Sabellida, Oweniidae.